This is a messenger RNA of Cyclopterus lumpus (lumpfish), 2007 nucleotides long. Its product is annotated as intermediate filament family orphan 1-like. Bases 1 to 2007 code for a protein of 668 amino acids. Lineage: Eukaryota; Metazoa; Chordata; Actinopteri; Perciformes; Cyclopteridae. The record is from RefSeq and is a predicted model, not a curated record. The transcript has 9 exons.
AUGCCGGAUUUCGAGCACUUCAGAUUUUCCUAUUCGAGCAUGAAUCCGGUCCUGGGGGAGAGCGGCUUCCUGGCCCCGCAGCAGCAGCAGUACCCCCACCACCACCACCACCACCACCACCACCAGAUGAGGAGCGACUCCAUCCUGGAGCCGGGCUACUUCCUGGGGGACCACGGUGGGUUCGGCCCGGACGGGCUGUCCGGGCUGGACUUGGGCUCUCUUCCGCCCUCGGGCCUCGCCUACCUGCACCUGGGGAACCCUCUGCACCGCGCGCCCCCAGGGGCCGCGGCGCUGCGCAACGACCUGGGCUCCAACAUCAGCGUCCUGAAGACCCUGAACCUGCGCUUCCGCUGCUUUCUGGCCAAAGUGCACGAGCUGGAGCGCAGGAACAAAGUGUUGGAGAAGCAGCUGCAGCAGGCGCUGGAGGAGAGCGGCGGCGGGGAUGGGCACCAGAAGCCCCCGACCAAAGAGAUGGGGGUCCAGACUGGUUUUAUUGGGCCUAUCCCAGCCAGACCGGGCCUCAUUCCGCUCCACAACGCCAACAACUCGGCCUACAUGCCCGGGGGCCUCCUCUCUCCGACCCUGAACCCCCCACCUCUUUAUGACAACAAAUACCUGGGGAGCAACCUCAACCCGGUCUCCACGGACUCGAACUCCAACCUCACCACGCCCGGUUUCUCCAUCAGCCCGGCCCGGAGCCCCAGCGACCCGUCCUGGACCAUCACCAACAUCAACGAGAAACACGCCUCUCACGCCGGGACCAACACCAACAGAACCCCCCCGCCGCCGCCUCCCCCCCACCCGCGGUUCCUCCCCGGGACCAUCUGGUCCUUCAACCCCACGCGGCGGUUCGGCUCCGGGAGGGAGUCGUGCGCCUCGGGUCCCGGAGCCUCCUGGACGCAGCCGGACGGCGUCGGGGUCCAGAUCGACACCAUCACGCCAGAGAUCCGGGCCCUGUACAACGUGCUGGCCAAGGUGAAGAGAGAGAGGGACGAGUACAAGAUGAGAUGGGAGGAAGAGUACACGGCCAGGAUGGACCUCCAGGAGAGGGUGGCUGAGCUAGAUGAGGAGCUGCAGGAGAGCGAGGUGUGCCAGGAUGAGCUGGCUCUGAUGGUGAAGCAGCUGAAGGCCGAACUCGUCCUCUUCAAAGGACUCGUCAGCAACAACCUGUCAGACCUGGACAGUAAGAUCCAGGAGAAGGCCAUGAAGGUGGACAUGGACAUCUGCCGCCGCAUCGACAUCACCGCCCGCCUCUGCGACGUCGCCCAGCAGAGGAACUGCGAGGACAUGAUCCACAUGUUCCAGCAGGUGGCCACGCCCCCUUCCACUCUGGCCGCCAGGAGGCGGAGCGGGCAGUCGUCGGCGAAGGACGGGGACGAGCUGAGCGCGUCCGAGGGCGAGGGGGGCGGGGCCAAGGACGAGGAGUCGUGCAGCACGUCCGCCAAUCAGAUCAACGAGCAGAUGCAGAGGAUGCUGAACCAGCUGAGGGAGUGUGAGUUUGAUGAUGACUGUGACAGUCUGGCCUGGGAGGAAACAGAGGAAACUCUUCUGCUCUGGGAGGAUUUUCCUGGAUACCCUCUGGGAGUAGAAACACAGGGAGAGCUGCAGCAGCAGGAGGAGUCCAUCGAGGAGGUGAUCAAAGACACCGAGUGUCUGUUCAAGACCAGAGAGAAGGAGUACCAGGAGACCAUCGACCAGAUAGAGGUGGAUCUGGCGACGGCCAAGAGCGACAUGAACCGCCACCUGCACGAGUACAUGGAGAUGUGCUCCAUGAAGAGAGGCCUGGACGUCCAGAUGGAGACCUGCAGGAGACUCAUCACACAGAGCGGAGACAGGACGUCGCCCUCGCUCGUCGCGCUGACGGCGGACGACUCCGACGGCGAGGAGAAGAAGAAGACGAAGAAGAAGAAGAAGAAGAACCCGGCUCUCCACGCCGAGUCCGAGAACGGCGUUUCUUACUGCGACGCCAACGCCGCCAUCCCCCCCCUGACCUGGAGGAAACCCUAA